AUGGAUUGUUGCAUGUUCAAUCAUUGGGGUUCUGUUUGGAUUUUCUACCGGUCAUUGUUUACGUGUCAGAUUACAGGGGAGUCUCCCCAACAUAUAACUAUUAGAGUACAAUCUCAUCUUUUCCAAGACUCCAUUAUUUUGUCUUGUAUACACGCGAAGUGUACGCAGCAGGACAGAGAGGAUUUGUGGAAUGCACUUUUGCAGGAUAAACCCGCCUUCAAUCCUUGGUUUUUGGUGGGGGAUUUCAAUGUGGUCACAAAUACAGAGGAGAAGAGGGGUGGAUUGCCAUUUAGACCGUCGGAGGGAUCAGACUUUCUGAAUUUUAUGGCGCUAGCUGGUGUCAGUGAUGCGGGAUUCUCUGGGUCAAGGUUUACAUGGUGUAAUAAUCGUUCGGGAACGGCGCGGAUCUGGAAGCGUCUGGAUCGCUUACUUCUGUGUGGGAGUGCAAUGGAGCUACCGUACCAAUUCAUGGUGCAACAUUUAGGCCGUGACCCGUCGGAUCAUGCUCCCUUGUUGCUAUCGGUGGAUACGAGGCUAGACAAUAAACCCAAGCCGUUUCGUUUCUUAAACAUCUGGACCACUCAUCCUGAUUUUCUGGGGGUUAUCAAGGACUGUUGGGUUCAUCCAGUCAAUGGCUCUCCUUUGCAAGUAUUGGCAUCGAAGUUGAGGAAUGUUAAAAAUGCCCUCAAGCAGUGGUCUAGGACGACAUUCGGGGAUAUUUUUGAAGGGGUACGUAGUGCAGAGCGUGUGGUAACCGAGUCUGAGACAGCAUACGACCUCGAUCCUACUGAGCAGCGACGGAGCGAGUUACAUCAUGCUCGGGCUCGAUUGCGCCGAGCGCUUGUAGUUGAGGAGGGUUUUUGGAGACAAAAGGCGCGGGUUAAGUGGCUUUCGGACGGAGAUAGGAACACCAAAUAUUUCCACUCCUUGGUUUCGGAAAGGAGACGUAGGGCAGUAAUUCAUCGAGUCAGGGGUACUGCUGGAGAAUGGAUCGAGGGGGAAUGCCAAAUUGGGGAGGCAGCGGUGGGUUUCUUUAAGGAACUUUUCACGGCAGAGGGGGAUCUUCCCUCCCUUACCGGUCUGGAGAUCAUACCUAAACUGAUAACAGACCAGGAAAACUCACGGUUAACGGACAUUCCAUCUCUUACAGAAGUUAAAGACAUAGUCUUUGCUAUGGAUGGAGAGAGCGCAGCCGGCCCGGACGGGUUUACAGGGAAAUUCUUUACCUUUGCUUGGGAGGUAGUGGCAUCGGAUUUAUACCGGGCGGUUGUCAGCUUUUUCUGCGGUGCUGAACUACCUAGGAGUAUCACGGCUACCUCAAUUGUGUUGCUGCCAAAAGUGGAGAACCCCCAAGAUUUUAAGCAUUUUCGUCCAAUCAGUCUGUGCAACUUUACUAACAAAAUCAUCUCCAAGCUGUUAUCGGCAAGGUUGGCGAUGAUAUUACCCCGGAUUAUAUCUCCACAGCAAAGCGGGUUUGUCCAAGGGAGGCAGAUUACAGAUAAUUUCUUGUUAGCUCAGGAGUUAGUAGCCGAUAUCGGGAAAUCAAAUCGGGGUGGCAAUGUGGUCAUCAAGUUAGACAUGAUGAAGGCUUAUGAUAAAGUCUCAUGGCCCUUUCUCCUACAGGUGCUACGAUAUUUCGGAUUCAGUGAGACCUGGAUAGACAUGAUUUGGCGAUUAAUAUCGAAUGUGUGGUUCUCGGUACUUGUUAAUGGUGGUUCAAACGGCUUUUUCAGAUCUUCACGGGGUUUACGGCAAGGGGAUCCAAUUUCACCAGCCUUAUUCGUUAUCGGAGCUGAGGUGCUGUCUAGAACCCUCAACACGCUACCCACACAAAGAGGAUUUACUCCGUUCAAAGUUCCUCCUCAUUGUUCUAUAAUUACGCAUUUGGCAUUCGCCGAUGACGUGAUUAUCUUUUCCAGUGGGGCCAAGUCAUCCCUACGUCUGAUUACACGGGUUUUGGAUGAUUAUAAUGAGGCAUCAGGUCAGCGAAUCAACCCUCAGAAGAGUUGUUUCCUUACUCAUCCACGGGCACCAUCUCAGAGGGCAGCGGUUGUUAACCAGAUACUAGGGUAUAAUAAACGCGACUUUCCAAUACGGUACCUUGGUUGUCCCUUGUAUACCGGAAGGAGCAAGAAGGUUUACUAUACGGAUAUAUACAAUGCGGUGGCGAAUCGGAUUUUGAGUUGGAAAAACCAGAUUUUAUCGCUAGGAGGCAGGGUGGUGUUGAUUCAGAGCGUGUUAUCCUCUAUGCCAAUUCACUUGCUGGCAGCCGCGUCCCCUCCAAAAGGGAUGUUGAUGGUCAUAGAGAAAUUGUUCGCCAAGUUCUUGUGGGGAUCUUCGAAUUUCGGGGAUAAAUUCCAUUGGAUACGUUGGGCAGAUUUGUGUCGGCCGAAGGAUGAAGGGGGUGUAGGCCUGCGGGGUUUGAAACAGGUCUACGACUCAUUUUCCAUUAAACUCUGGUGGAAAUUUCGACAACAACAAUCAUUAUGGGCAAAGUUUAUGUCCCAGAAGUAUUGUGCAGGUCAUCACCCUUGUCUUGCUGAUAUUGGGCAUCCGGGAUCCCAAGUUUGGCAGAGGAUGGUCACAAUGCAGCGUUUUGGGGAGGAUAAUAUUAGCUGGGUAGUUCGGGAGGGGGCUUUGGACUUUUGGCAUGAUAAUUGGAUGGGGUCAGGUGCGCUUUGUGACAAGGUUGAGGUCUUCCAUGAUCAUUCGGUGGUUGAUUUUGUAGAUCGGCGGGCUUGGAAUGUGGACAUGCUCCAUCAAUUCUUGGAUGGAGAAUUGGUUACGCAGGUUUUGGAGAUUGACCCUCCUACCGAUAGGGGAAAUGAUACAAUGGUAUGGGCAUUGACGAACUCGGGUGUUUUUUCCACUGCAUCGGCUUACUCAUUGAUCCGUCAAUCCAAUGACAAUUCUUGGCUUUUUGGUCGUAUAUGGCAGCAGGGUCUUCCAGUCAAGGUUUCUUUCUUUAUGCUGCGACUACUACAGGGGAGGCUCCCUCUUAUGGAUCGCCUAAAGAGGUUUGGGGUUUGUGGCCCAUCUAGAUGCUUGUGUUGUCAGAAUCCCCAGGAGGAGGAUUUGAAUCAUGUGUUUUGCUCAGGAGAAGGGGCACGAUUGGUCUGGCGACACUUCGAGAGUACUGCUGGUGAGUUUAGUGGGGUGCAUACGGUGCGUCAUAUGGUGUGGUCUUGUUGGUUAAGGAGGGGGACUAAUGAUCGUGUAAAGUUUUUGCAUAAUAUACUUCCUUCGGUGGUAUGCUGGGUUUUAUGGAAGGCUAGGAAUGAAGGGGUGUUUGAAGGUCGGAAGAUGAGGAUCAGGCCUACGGUGAAUCGGAUUGUUCAGUUUCUGCAUGAUUUCCUUCAGUCACGGUUCCCGGGGGUGCAGCCUUCUGCCCCUACAUGGGAAGGGUUGCUUCUCGAAUUAGGUAGUCAUCAAAGGCGGAUGGUUAUUAGGCCAGUUUACUGGGUAACUCCACGUAGAGGCUAUAAGUUGAAUUCAGAUGGAUGUUCUCGGGGGAACCCAGGAAGGAGUGGGGGGGGUGGGCUUGUGCGGGAUAGUCGAGGAAAUUUUGUAUUCGGCUACGCGGAGCCCUUCGGGGUGAUAACCAGCAUGCAGGCGGAACUUCGAGCGUUGCUAUGGGGCGUUAGACAUUGUGUGAUUCGAGGGUGCUUGGAGUUACACUUAGAGGCGGAUUCUCUCACCCUGGUUCACAUUGUUCAAGGGACUAGUGCUUGUCCUUGGCGUUUACAGAGAGAUCUGGAUGAGUUGAUGAUGUUCAAGCAAUAUUUCACAUCGAUCACACACUGCUACAGGGAAGCAAACGCACCUGCAGAUCGUUUGGCAAAUUUUGGUGCUGAUUCUAGUACAGGUCAUGUGUUUAAUACAUUCUCAGAAUUGCCGCAAUUGGUUAGGGGGGCUAUUAGAUUAGAUCGAUUAGGAUUUCCUACGUUUCGUACACGGUGUCUGGCAUGA
Molecule: messenger RNA, 3969 nt
Organism: Coffea arabica (coffee)
Lineage: Eukaryota; Viridiplantae; Streptophyta; Magnoliopsida; Gentianales; Rubiaceae
Source: RefSeq, a predicted model, not a curated record